Lichtheimia ornata is the source of this 2031-nucleotide messenger RNA. RefSeq lists its product as uncharacterized. The record is from RefSeq and is a predicted model, not a curated record. Gene Ontology annotation, molecular function: protein binding. The transcript is spliced from 2 exons. Bases 1 to 2031 code for a protein of 676 amino acids. NCBI's taxonomy places the organism in Eukaryota, Fungi, Mucoromycota, Mucoromycetes, Mucorales, Lichtheimiaceae.
AUGAUCGAGACCGACAUUGACAUUCUGUGCCCUGCCCGAUCUGCUGUUUUCAACGACAACCCUUCCAUUGACGAGGAGAUCAAGGAUCUGACAACCCAUGUACGAGAGCAUGUGCAAAAGCUCUUGUCGACUCUUAAUGCAAGAGCAUCGCUACUCAGGAAUGCUGAAAGAUUCGAACUCGCCCUGAACGACGCCAUCGCCAUGAUAAAUAUCGCACCUUCUUCACCCUUGGGCUAUCUACGUGCUGGUGAUAUUGCUUCGCUUCGAGGACAGCACGCGUCAGCCAUCGAGAUGUAUGAUUAUGGAUUGGAACGCUCACCAAAGUCUCACCCACACUAUGAACAACUUGUCAAAGCACGAGAAGCAGCAUACAGCAUCAACAACAAGCGUAUCGAUUUCAUCAGCAGAUUGCCAUUGGAUAUAGUGAUGCACAACAUUAUCCCAAGGAUGUUGCAAGGUCGAAACCUAGUUGAGCUCGGGAAGCCAUGCAACUAUUUGGAUGUGUCUCGUAGCUGGCGACAACGAUUGGCACUAGUGAAUGGAUUGGAAUAUGAAGUUGGACCUGAGGAUUUAUCAGCCGAUGGAUUUGAACGCGUAUACGAUAUGGCACCUUUUAUGAGAUCAUUGACCGUCGACCAGUCCAUGAGAGAGAUCUUAUCCAAAAUGAUCAGACGGCGUGGCAACUUUAGGAUGUUGAAAAAGCUGCAUAUCUAUGAAUCUACCGCACGAGGGCACGCGUCUCUGCUUUCAUCUUUACGAUCAUUGAGCAACACAUUGACGGAGCUGGAGAUUGAAUAUGGAUAUCACACAACACCCAAACAGCGUUAUCGACUAUGCGAUCUCCUGGAUGCUUGCCCCAAUCUUGUGUCAAUAAGCGUGGGUAGAGGAGAUAUCGACAUGUCAUCUGUCACCAAGACAUACCCAAAGCUCAUCAAGUUGGCGUUGCGGAAUAGGGAUCCCGAAGUAAACGAAGGCAACGUUUCAUCGCUUUUGCAACCAUUUCCCCAACUACGUGUCUUGAAGUUGCUUCCUGUAUCAGGCUCGGAGAUUUUUUCAGCCAUUGACCAGCAUUGUCCAUUAUUACAACACCUUAUCUUGUCGAGUGGUCCUGUUGAAUUUCCUGAUAUCUUGCACACGCCAGAGAGAACAGGUUUACGUGCCCUGAGUGUUCCCACCAGUGACUAUCUUGGACGCUUUAAGGAAGAUGAUAUGGUGCAAUACUUGGUGAAACACAGCGAAACGAUUGAGGCAUUUGAUGUUGGCGAAAUCUUUGGAUUUUAUACGCCCAACGAUUUACUGCAUCAGGCAGCCAGCCAACAAGUAACCUUCAAGCAGUUGCGCCGAAUCUCUUAUCCAGGUGGUGCUGAAGAAGGCCUUGUUUCGUUUAUUUUGUGGAUAAUACAACAUGCACCUCAUUUGGAAUCGAUCGACACUGUUGCAGGUCCUCACCAAACACGCAUCAUGCAGGAGUUGUGUAAACCUACCUACUCCCAUCUAAAGCGACUUGGUAUGCGAGGCUGCUAUGCUAUGUUGGAAGAGGAAGAGCGAUUGAUACAACAUCAUUUGGAACUGCGGGAGCAAUCGAGCCUGAAAGAAAUGAAGAUUGAUAUCUUUGAAGAUACUUUAGACGAUAUACCUUUGUUGUCAGUGAUUCCUGGAUUAAAGCAGUUGACCACGCUUGAGUUAUACACCGAACACCCACAUUAUUGUCGGUCCUGGGAGUUGAUCAUGUCACAGCUGGCUGAAGGAUGUCCUGCCCUGGAACAGCUCACAGUGUCAACCAACACGAGCCGCCCUUUGUUUUUCAAUGACAUUAAUCAUAUGUCCUCUCAUCGCAACCUCAAACGCAUCGUCAUCAAUGCUUUCGAGAUGUGUGGUGAUGUAUUACAAUUUCGCGAGCGUUUCAAGGAUCUCGAAUCAUUUCAUCUCAAUAUCUACAAAUAUCACUGGAGCACCAUUGAUCUUUUAGAAAAUGGAGCCUUCCACUUUGUAUUUAGCCUAAAAAAGCCUGGGACUCUCUUUCCCUUUUAA